AUGGAAUCGGCAGAAGUAACACAAAUUAAUAUUACAACAACAAAGAAUAAUAAAACCACAAUCAUACCAAUAUAUCGGCCACCUAAUAAGAAGGUUAAAACAUUUUUACAAGAAUUAGAAAAACUCUUAUAUGGAAUUAAUAGACAGAAUAAAUUAAUAAUUACGGGUGAUGUAAAUAUUGAUAUAAAGAAAAACAAUAAUACUACAAGCAACUACUUAAAUAUCCUAUCAUCCUAUGGCUUACAGUGUAUGAUAAACGAAGUUACCAGAGAAGACAAUAGCAAUCAAUCAAUGACAUGUAUUGACCAUUUAUUCGCAAGGUGGGAUAAACAAUUUGUUCAAGCUUAUGCAGCAAUAAUUAGAAUAGAUAUAUCGGAUCAUUUUGCAAUAUUUGGAAGCGUUGACGAAACAAAAUCGUCAUUGAAUCACACACAAGACAGACAGACAAACGAAACUUCUACGAUUAACAUCUCCAAAGUCAACCAACAAAUAAAUGACACAGACUGGGAACGAAUAAUCAUUUCAUCCAAUAAUACAAAUGAACUGUUCAAUAAUAUCUACAAAACAUUCAAUGAUAUCUAUACAAAUUUAACAAGCCAACAAACAAAACAUAAAAAAAGAAAUCCACACCCUUGGCUCAAUGAGCAUAUAUUAAAAUGUUCUAAAAAUGAUUAUUAUUAUCGCCAAUUUUUAAUAAAUCGAAACAAUAUACGAGGUACUUGGCAAAUCAUCAAUAAAAUCACCGGUAAGAAGACGGAAAACUUAAAUGAUACAAUAAAAAGAAACUUUAAAGAUGAAUCACUAAAAGAUAUAACCGAAAACUUUGCCCUAAAAUUCAAUGAAAAUGUUCUAAAAAUAGUACACUCAUGCUCAAUAACCACAUUAAAUGCAAACGCGGAAAAUAUAAUCAACAACUCACUUUAUAUAGAAUACGCGACUGAAGAAGAAAUUAAUAACAUACUGAAGACCUUGAAUAUAAGAAAAAGUGCAGGAAUAGAUAAUAUACGAGCAGUGGACUUAAAAAACCAUGCCAAUUUGUUAACACCAAUAAUAACAAAACUUAUUAAUGGAAGUAUUAGUGAAUCGUCCAUACCAAACAUAAUGAAACAAUCCAUCAUAAGACCAAUUUUUAAGAGCGGCGAAAAAACAGAUUACAAUAACUAUCGACCGAUAGCUGUUCUACCAGUCGUUGAAAAAGUAUUAGAGGAAAUCAUUGUAAGAAGACUAAACAGUUUUUUAAAGAAAUACAACAUCAUAAACAAACAGCACAAGGCCUUUGACACAUUGCCUCAUGAUAAAUUGAUAGAAAUGCUCGAAAGGAGCGGUAUCAGAGGACUCACAUUAAGGUGGUUUGCAGACUACCUCUCAUCCAGAUCGUUUUGUGUUAAAAUAAGUAACACAAGCAGUAGUAUGUUGAAUGCUCCAUACGGUGUACCACAAGGUUCGAAACUUGGUCCAAUCCUGUACAUCAUCUACUCAAAUGAGAUGGUACGUCAACUUAAAAACAGCACCGCGUUCACAUACGCAGACGAUACAGCCAUUGUAGUAUGCAACAAGUCAUUGAAUACUGCAAUAAAAACGCUGCAAAACGAGCUGGAUAUAAUCACUAGAUGGUGUCACGAUAGCGGCUUAAUCAUAAACUCAUCUAAAACCAAAGUAAUGCACAUCAGACCAAAAAGUAUACCAAAAUCAAAUAUUCAUAUCAUAUAUCACGACACAGAAUGUCUACAUAAAAAUUGCAAUGCAGUUAGCUUACAUGACAAGUGCAAUGGCAAAUGCAGUACAGAACUCGAGCUAGUGGAAACCUAUAAAUACCUUGGAGUUCAUUUGGACGACGGUUUUAAAUGGAAAGUACAUAUACAGCAUCUGCAAAAGAAACUACGACAAUCAGCCUACGCACUAUAUCAUCUCGUUAGAGAAUUCAUGGAUGAUGGCAGUUUAGCGAAGAAAAUAAAUCACAACCAAAAUACACGAAGAAAAAUCGAAGGCAAAUAUAUGGUGCCGAAAUUCAAGAACGAUUAUGGCAAAUACUCACUAUCUGUGGCACUACCUACUAUCAUCAACGAAAUUCCAACAAAUAUAACCAAGGAAAGAAAUUACAAUAUUAGAACCAAAUUAAUCAAAGAAUAUUACUUUAAUAAUUAA
This is a messenger RNA of Stomoxys calcitrans (stable fly), 2145 nucleotides long. RefSeq lists its product as uncharacterized. NCBI's taxonomy places the organism in Eukaryota, Metazoa, Arthropoda, Insecta, Diptera, Muscidae. The coding region runs from base 1 to 2145 and encodes 714 amino acids. Gene Ontology annotation, molecular function: catalytic activity. The record is from RefSeq and is a predicted model, not a curated record. The transcript has 4 exons.